Molecule: messenger RNA, 1384 nt
Organism: Solanum stenotomum
Lineage: Eukaryota; Viridiplantae; Streptophyta; Magnoliopsida; Solanales; Solanaceae
Exons: 1
Coding region: 93-986 (297 amino acids)
Molecular function (GO): protein binding
Source: RefSeq, a predicted model, not a curated record
CCAAAUAAAUACAUUGUUUUUGCCCGCGCUUACAUAAAUUUCCUCAAAGGCAAAAGCCCUAAAACUAAAAUCACUCCUCUUUUGCCCUAGCUAUGGCGGAUUGGUCGUUACUUCCAUACGAUUUACUUGUUACAAUAGCAAAUCGUGUUACGAUUAUUGAGGAUUUCGUUGUAUUUGGUGCUGUUUGUAAAUCAUGGCGAAUUGCCGCUACCAAAGAAAAUUUUGAUGGACCAUUCCCACAACUUCCAUUGCUUAUGUCGGCUGCUGAAAAAGACGACGACGACAAUGAUUACCGAGAAUUUUUCUCUCUUUCUAAGAAGAAAAUAACACGAGUAUUUCUCCCAGAAGCUAAAGAUCGAGAAUGUUUUUCAACAAUGGGAUGGAUUGCUACUUUUGAAUAUAGAGGUAUCGGAGAAAUGAAGUUAUUGCAUCCUUUUUCACAUGCUCAAAUUCAUCUUCCUCCACAUAUUGGCUUGAGAUAUUGGGAACCAACUCAUGAAAGUAGCUAUGUGUCUAUCAAUAAAAUUAUGUUAUCUGCUAAUCCUUCGUUAUCAUCUGAUUAUGUUGUGAUUAUAUCGUAUAGUAGGCAUAAAAGUUAUUUGGCUUAUUGGGAACCUGGUGAUCUCUUUUGGACUCCAAUUUAUGAUGUUGAUGGAUUUGGUGAAUUAUGGGAUAUCCACUACUUUAAUGGACAGUUUUAUGUGAUUACUUCUACUGGAGUUUGGGUUAUUGAUGAGGAUUAUGAACUCCAUUUGGUUAUUCAGAAAAACAGUUAUGGUCCACUAAAGCAGCUUUAUCUUGUUGAACUAUUACUUGUUUCACAAUUUUGUAACUAUGAUACUGUUGAUGGAUUGAAGACCUAUAAAUUUCGAGUAUGGAAACUAGAUUUAAUUAGAAGUAAAGCAAAAAAAUUAGAGUCUUGGGAGAUAGAGCAAUUUUUCUGGGGAAGAAUGGAUCAAUUUCAGUUGACGCGUCUAAGUCUAUAGGAGUGAAACCUAAUCACAUCUAUUUUACUGAUAAUUGGGAAGGAGGAGAUGGCACAGAUAUGGGAGCUUAUAGUCUUGAAGAUGGAAAAAUUCAAUCUUUUUAUCCGGGCAUUUCUGUUAGUCCUAUUUGUAUGCCAUCUUGGGUUAUCCCAUCAUUGUGAUAUCAAAAGGGGAAUUGCACAUACCUCCACGGCAUUCUCUCGCCUUUUAGUUUUGGCCAUUUAUUUAUGUUUUCUGUCUUAUCAAAAUGAAGUUUUAAGAAUUAUUUGCUUUCUUUGAUUGUAAUCGUGUCUGUAUGUUUAUGUUUUGAAUUUCAAUCUUCUUUAAGUAAAUUUUAAUGAUACUUCUUAUGAAUGAUUUAGGCAUGUGAUUUUCACUAUGCAAAUACACCUCUUUAA